Molecule: messenger RNA, 795 nt
Organism: Diversispora eburnea
Lineage: Eukaryota; Fungi; Glomeromycota; Glomeromycetes; Diversisporales; Diversisporaceae
Source: the annotation of a GenBank genome assembly
AUGAACAACGUAUAUGAAAACAGUUCUUUCUUGCCCACAAAUAUUUCUAAUAAUUCUUCCAUCACAAAAUCAAAAUCCAAGGAUUUUGUACCCCCCGCCAUAAGACUUCAAUUUCCUCCAGUCGUCGAUCUUGUCGACUUAAUUUCAAAGAAAUCACCAGAUGGUAGAAUUCCGGCAAGAGCGCCAAAUGCAUUUAUUAUUUAUCGAAAGGUAUACGUCGAGACAGCCAGAAAAAAUGGUCAUUUCCUACCAAUGACUACUAUAUCUUCGAUGGCUUCCCAAUCAUGGGAGAAUGAAAAAGAAGAAGUAAAGGUCGAAUACAGGAGGGUUGCUAAAGAAGCGUUAAAAGUACGCAACGAAAUGUAUCCGAAAGCUGGAAGAAGAAAAAGAAAAGAUAGGUGGAAUAUUGUGAGCUUCGAACCGAUUACGAGUCCUCAACCAACCAAACAAGGGUUGAAGAGAAAGAAUGGGGGGGCUCAAUAUAGAGUCGUUGAAAUGCCUGCGAAACCAUUCUCAUAUGAUUGGAACUCCCAAGUUGAUUCAGUCAAUUCGGUCAACUUGGUCAAUGCGAUCAACUCGGUUAAUACGAUCAAUCCUGUCAGUCCAGUCAUUUCAGCUAGCCCGGUUAUUUCAUCAGUUACUCCCAAAAAUGACAAUUAUGAUAAUUCAUUACCCGCAUUUCCCACCACUGUCAUUACCAAUGAUUUAAUCACCAACAUUUCAGAUGAAGAAUAUGAAUUAGGGAUUUUGGAUUAUUCGAAUUAUUCUGCUUCAACUACUCCACUUCGAAACUAA